Messenger RNA from Penicillium taxi, 1908 nucleotides. Its product is annotated as phosphatidylinositol-3-phosphate-binding ubiquitin-protein ligase. The record is from RefSeq and is a predicted model, not a curated record. Gene Ontology annotation, molecular function: metal ion binding. The transcript has 2 exons. NCBI's taxonomy places the organism in Eukaryota, Fungi, Ascomycota, Eurotiomycetes, Eurotiales, Aspergillaceae. Bases 1 to 1908 code for a protein of 635 amino acids.
AUGUCUUCAACCACAUCCCCACCCGCCAGCAGUCCUCCCUUGCCCAAUGAGCAAAUCCAGACAGGUUGGAAUGAUGAUGGCGGUCAACACACGCAUCCUAUUUCAAUAUCCAGCAGCUUGAAUGAAAGUGCCAUACAAGCUCACCAGUCAACUGGAUCUGCUUUGGACAUGGAUAAUGAGGAGGUAGACGGGAACGCACGUGCAUCUAAAUCACUUCAUGACUCUGAGAGCCAAGUGGAUGUACUUAAUGCUGAACCACUGGAAACAUCUAUCCAAGCUCACCAGUCAUCAGCUGGAUCUGACUUAGAGGUGGAAAUUCAAGCUGAAAGCGAAGUAGAAGUGAACGCACGCCAAUCUGAAUCACUUCAUGAAGUUGAGAGCCCAGUGCAGGAUACACAGGACCUAUCGAUUGCAGGACCAUCGACAAACAACGAACAAAGAAGCUCUCAAUGGCCCACAGGGAUUCCUCACGAGCGCAAAAGGCGACUGACAAGUACUGGUCAAGAGCAUCGUCUGCAACGCACACGCUCUGGCACGGCCGAGGGAGCCAUGGUGGAAAGGACAUCCUUACCACAUCGAUCAGCGUCAUUGGCUAUCAGAAGAAAUCAUUCAUCGGUGCCUGGUUCAUCCCGCGCCACGGCGAUUGAUAUCACAUCAUCGCCCCUAGACGAGACUCUAGGGCAGAGGGACAGCCAGGUUGAAGAGGAUGUUCUGUCGGAUCCUUGGUGGCAAAGCCAGGAAGCAGAAAGACUUGUCUCUUAUACAGGGAGACCACGUGGGCAUACUGAAGCAGCGAGAUAUUCGAGAUAUCCAGACAUUGGAUUUAUCCAGCGUCAAGCAGACGAGAUGGAGUACUUGAACUCAACUCGAGCCCUGUUGUCAACAUCAAGAGACUCACAGGCGUUGGCAGGUGCUCAAACGAGACUGCCACCAUGGCAACCAGACUCGGAGGUGUCAAGUUGUCCGAUUUGCAAGACUGUCUUUAGCUUUUGGUAUAGAAAACAUCAUUGUCGAAAGUGUGGUCGAGUAGUUUGUGCUGCUUGCUCCCCCCAUCGAAUUACAAUUCCCAGGCAGUUUAUUAUACGGCCGCCCGAAGCUCUUGAGUCUCCCGAAUCUUCUCCUACUAUUUCACGGGAACAUACUAUUGAUCUUACUGAGGAAGAUCCGUUCUCAGUUUUUGCGUACUUCAAUCCUGCCUUGGGGGGCGGAGAAGAAGUUCGACUUUGCAACCCAUGUGUCCCUGACCCCAACCCCAACCCACUUAACCAAAAUCCACUUCACGGUGCCUUUCAACCUAAUCCUCUUCAACCCAACCCACUUCGAGAUCCCCGAACACAAGGCCAUCGACCCACCAAUUCUCUUCCAUCGACGAUGGGCGGUUCGUCUUCCCGCCCUGGUGGUCAUGGCCAGCGCGAUGGAUCUCCCGACCGCCAUCACUCCGUCCGUCGUUGGCUUAACCCCGCUCCCGACAUCAGAGUCGCAAUUCGUCCUAGCUCUCGCGUUGUCCCUGCUCGGAAAGUCCGUGAAGAGGAUGAGUGCCCGAUCUGCAAGAUCGAGUUUCUUGCUACUGAGCGAAUUGAAGAGCGUGAAUCGCAUAUUCGUGAUUGCAUAUCUCACUAUGGCUCCCCGGUCCCCAAUACCGAAGGUCCCUCCAUCCGAGGACGCCUUUCUUCCCCUGCUCCUCAUGAACCCUUCCAAGUGAACUUCAAGGCGACUGAAAAAGACUGCAUCGGUGAAGGCCCUGCUAUCGAGUGCUCGAUCUGCUUGGAAGAUUAUGAGGUUGGCCAGGGCAUGAUUCGACUCGAGUGUCUUUGCAAGUUUCACCACAAGUGUCUGAUCGGAUGGUGGAAGCGCCGUGGACCGGCAACUCUCCCGAAGGAGUGCCCCGUCCACAAAAUCCCUACCUAA